Molecule: messenger RNA, 3582 nt
Organism: Rotaria socialis
Lineage: Eukaryota; Metazoa; Rotifera; Eurotatoria; Philodinida; Philodinidae
Source: the annotation of a GenBank genome assembly
AUGGCAUCUUCCUCGAAGAGUUCUGCUGGUAGUGCUUCAGAGAAAGCACCGGAAGGCAAUGAAGUCAUGGGUGCCCAAGUCAUUGCGGAAGCAUUGAAGAAACAGGGCGUUGAAUACAUGUUUGGCGUGGUUGGUAUUCCAAUAAUCGAAGUGGCGUUUGCUGCUCAACAAUCUCAAAUAAAAUAUAUUGGAAUGCGUAAUGAACAAGCUGCAUCGUACGCCGCAUCAGCUAUUGGUUAUUUGACGGGAAAACCAGCAGUAUGUUUAACAGUAUCAGGGCCUGGUCUUGUUCAUGCGCUUGGUGGUAUGGCAAAUGCUCAAGUAAAUAAAUGGCCAAUGAUAGUUUUAGCUGGUUCCUCGGAUCAGCCACUAGAAUCGAUGGGUGCAUUUCAAGAAUUUCCACAAGUUGAAGCAGCACGACUCUAUUCAAAAUAUGCUGCUCGUAUUUCAUCACUUGAACGAGUCCCAUUCUUUGUCGAAAAGGCUAUUCGUUCUUCGAUUUAUUCACCAUCAGGUGUAAGUUAUCUUGAUAUUCCCGGUGACAUUGUUACUUCAUCGAUAAAUACCAAUCAAGUGGAGCAAGUCAAAACAUUGAAAAAACCUCCAAAACCUGCAGCUAGUGUUGAAUCACUUGGUGAAUUUUUCAAUUUACUUAAGCAAAGUCAAAAACCACUUGUAAUAGUUGGAAAAGGUUGUUCAUAUGGAUUUGCUGAAGAACAAGCCAAGCAAUUUAUUGAACAAUUUAAUUUGCCUUUUCUUGCAACACCUAUGGGUAAAGGAACAUUAGAUGAUCGUCAUCCAUUGUCGGUCGGUGCCGCACGUUCAACUGCAUUGCAAGAGGCCGAUUGCAUUAUUUUACUUGGCGCACGUCUUAACUGGAUGCUGCAUUUUGGAAAACAACCUCGUUUUAAUCCCAAUGUUAAAAUAAUUCAAAUUGAAAAUGAUACAAAUGAAUUACACAAUAAUGUUCAAAGUGAAUUGGCGAUUCAAGCUGAUCUUAAAACAGUAUUAAAACAAUUGAAUGAAAAUGAAACAAAAUGGAAAUAUGAUGCAGCAACACAAUGGUGGAGUUUACUUAGAAAAAAAUUAAUUUCAAAUAAACAACGUAGUGAUGCUCUUAUCCAUUCGAAAGAAAGCUCGAUGCUUAAUUAUUAUGCAGCAUUUGAUGCAAUUCAAUCAAUUAUUCCAAAGGAUGCAAUCAUAGUAAGCGAAGGUGCUAAUACCAUGGAUAUUGGAAGAACGAUGUUAUUGAAUUCAAAAGCUCGCCAUCGACUAGAUGCUGGAACAUUUGGUACAAUGGGUGUUGGUCCAGGUUUCGCCGUAGCAGCAGCUAUCUAUUGUCAAGAUCAUGAACCUGAAAAACGUGUGAUAUGUGUUGAAGGUGAUAGUGCUUUUGGUUUUAGUGGUCUUGAAUUUGAAACAGCGGCUCGUUAUAGUCUUCCAAUCGUAUUUAUCAUAAUCAAUAAUGGUGGUAUUUAUACUGGUGUCGAUUCAGAUUCAUUUCAAGAGAUGGCUAAAAAAGAUUCUACUUUAAAUUUACCACCAACAUCAUUAACGCAAGCAAAUUACGAACGGAUAGCUGGAGCUUUUGGUUGCCAAGGUUAUUUGGCAUGUUCAAUAGAAGAAGUAAAAAAAAGUGUGCAAUCAGCAUUAGCUGAAAAAACCCGCCCAUCAAUUAUCAAUGUUAUAAUUGACCCAUCAUCGGGUCGUGUUCAACAAGAACAUGUGUAUUUACUCUUACAGAACUUUCGAAAACGUGUUUUUCAUCCGCUUAUUAGUCGUUGUGUAGCUAAUAAGAAAGAUGAACAACAAACUAGUCUUUUGCACGAACAGAAUAAAAAAACAGAAACGCCUGUUCGAAAUGAAGAUUUCCAAGUUACUGGUUUUGUAAUUGAUUCACAAAACUAUUUAUAUCAUUAUUGGCUAGCAAUUAUUUCACUUGCUGUUGCCUAUAAUAUUUUGUUGAUACCAGCUCGAUACUCAUUUAAACAAUUAGAUAAAAACUUAAGAAUUGUUUGGAUAUCAUUAGAUUACAGUUUUGACAUAAUCUAUUUGAUUGAUAUUUUUAUGCAGUCGAGAACAGGCUAUUUUAGUCAUGGUUUAUUUGUUCGUAAUCAUUAUGUUUUGUCACGUAAUUAUUUUACAUCGCGGCAAUUUUACUCACGCGAUCUUUUGUCAAUUAUUCCAACUGACUUUUUAUAUUUAAUACCAUAUUUUCGUUUUAUUUCUAUAAUACGUUGCAAUCGAUUUUUACGUAUUAAUCGUCUCUUUGAAUUUCAAGAUUUAACGGAAUCGCGUACAAGAUUUCCCAAUGCAUUUCGAAUUUUGUGUCUUAUAUGUUUAACUCUUACACUAAUUCAUUGGAAUAGUUGCGCUUAUCUUCUUAUUUGUCAAUAUUUGGGUUUUGGUACUGAUCGAUGGGUAUUACCUGCAGCAGCAAAAAAUGAAACAGUUGCAAUGCUUUAUACAUAUUGUUUUUAUUGGUCAACACUUUUAUUAAGUACUAUCGGUGAUGUUCCAUUGCCUGUAAAAAGAAUUGAAUAUAUAUUUGUUUUGCUUGAUUUUAUGAUUGGUAUUCUAAUAUUUGCUACUAUUAUUGGAAGUCUUGGUACAAUGAUAUCAUCACAAAAUCAAUCAAGACAACAAGUCUGUGAAAAAAUGGACGAAAUCAAACGCUAUAUGAAAUUUCGUUCAGUUAAUCGAAAACUUGAACAAAAAGUUAUAAAAUGGCUUGAUUAUCUGUAUACAAAUCGACAAGUAUUAAAUGAAGAAAUGGUUUUAAAUUCUGAUUUAAGUGUUGAAUUACGUAAAGAUCUUGCUAUUAAAGUACAUUUAGAAUCAUUAAAACAAGUUACAUUAUUUCAUGAUUGUGAACCAAAUUUACUUAUUGAGCUUGUCACAAAAUUGAAACCAAUAUUUUUUGGUCCAGGUGAUUAUGUUUGUCGAAAAGGUGAUAUCGGUAAAGAAAUGUAUAUUAUUAAACGUGGUCAAUUAGCUGUCGUAAGUGACGAUGGAAAAAUAACAUUUGUUGUAUUAAAAGAAGGUUCUGUAUUUGGUGAAAUAUCGAUUUUAAAUAUACCUGGUUCAAAAAACGGAAAUCGUCGUACAGCGAACGUUAAGUCUUUAGGUUAUUCAGAUUUAUAUACGCUAACAAAAGAAGAUUUAUGGCUUGUACUUGAUAAUUAUCCUGAAUCCUUAUCAAAAUUAAUUGAAAAAGGUAAAUCAAUAUUACGUAAAGAUAAUCUUCUUGAUGAAACGCUAACCGAUUCAAAACGAUACGUUGAACAAGAACAAUUGUUAAGUAUACAAAAUCGUAUUAAAAAAUUAGUUGAUACAGAAAAUACACUGAACAAUCGUCAAACAAUAUUUUUCGAUGCAUAUGUUGAGUCAAUACGACAGUUUAAAAAAAAACUAUCGAAGAUAGAGUAUCAAUGCGGAGCAAGACAACCAAGUAUAUGUGUACCAAAGAACGUACCGCAGUCAGCACCAGUACUGCCAUUCCUUUUAAAUCAAUGGAAAGCGAAUACUACAGCUAAAUUACUUAAAUUUAGUAGUAGACAAUCUAUGGAUACGGAUGAUUAA